CGCCAGUCUGAUACGUUGUGUCGUGGCAAACGUGUCUAUUUCGGUUCGAUCGGUAGUAAACUACUGUGCAGCCCCCGUGUCGCAUUUUUUAUUGAACUUAAUUAGCAACGCUGAGCGUGCGUUUCACCCGUAACAGAGUGGAAUAUCUGAGCAAAACGAACUAAGGAGUGUGAUGAUUUUUGGGCCUUGUCAAGGUCUCAGUGUAGGACUUUUGAUGUGGAUUUCGAUUAAAUAUUGAAGUGAAUGCUACCCGUGAGCAUGAACGUCGCAUUUGCCUAUCGUUACACCUGGAAUCGCGAGAUUGUCUUCAACUCACAAAAGCUGGUUAAGAGACGGCCGAAAACUGUUGCAUGAGAGCUGGGGAGUAUUUUCUUCGGGAGGAUAUUAUCGCAGCUGGAAAACUGGAAUACGGAGUAAGGACAUCGUUGGAUAGAGGGCACCACGUGGAACUUUCUUUUCAGCGGUUAGAAAGCGUACCAGAGAAAAAGAGAGAUUAAGCAAUAUAUCGAAUUUUGUUUUUGGCAUCAGUGAUCUGAGGCAAAUUUAAAUUAUAUCUGUGAUCUAAAAUUGCUGUGUUAUUUGUGAAGUUUUGUUGUUCAGUAAUAGUUAAAAAAAGUAACUCGAAAUAGCAUGAAUUGAUUGAACCUAUCGAUACUCUCUCUAUCACUCUGUACACUCGAAAAAUUGCAAUUCUUUUCUCUGAACUAUAUUUCCUUACGAUUCGAUAAAGGACUUCUUUGAAUGAGGAACAGUUGUGAAUGUCAGACCAAUUUAUUCUAAUAUCGUGAAUCAACAAAAUCGAUAGUCAAUUAGCCAUAUUUUGAAUUUCUAGCUGUAAUCAUAUUACUGUAGGUGUUAUUCCCCUGUUCUUCGACACCGAGAACAGGCGCGAGAGUUUCGAUACAGAAAAGCUCCGGCGUGCUUAGCGACCUCCAUCGCUACGAUAAAAAAACCGUCCCAAUACACUAGCAAGCUUGUGUUGAGCUUCCUGGCCGUGUCGGUGAGACCCGGUUAAUAAAUAAUUUAACCAAAUAAGUAACCAGCACUACGCAGCAGAAAACAGCGCGACAGAAAAUACUCCUAACUCAGCAACAGUACAUGGCCUGGGAAGCCACGAUCGCACCGGCCAGCGCAAUGAACGUUUACGAUCAAUGGCUCGGUGAGAAGUUGAAAUUGCCCCAUCUGGUGGGCGGUAGCUAUGUCUCGCCUACACCGGUCAUCGGUCCCGAAAUCGGCCCAUUCUCCCACCAGCAAAAACCGGAGAAAGUGCAGAACACCGAGGACCUGCUGAUGGAAUUUGAUUACGUAUAUGAGAACGUCGAGUUGACUCAUUUGACACCGCCACAAACACCACCACAGGAGGCAAACUUCGUUGGUCAGUCGGAACCGCAACCGGCACUGUUUUUGCCGUUGUCUGCACACCCGCCACAACAGCAGCACCAGCCGGAGGUCGUCCCUGUCACGGCCACCGAGUUCUACGGGUUCGGAGCCCCAAUGAAUGGUUUGCUGGUUAAUUCGGCCCAAACUAUCAACCAGCCGCAGCAGCCGGUAUCCACAGAAUAUCAACUGGCCGACAGCUUUGGUUUUCAGCCGGUGGAUGAGGUAGAGAACAUCGCACGCAAUUUGGAACUGGUCGACGAGAUCAUCCGUUCUCGUUCGAAAGAUCUUCCCGAUUGCAACGAUGACGACGAUUCUUGCUCGUUCUCCGAGGACGGCUCCAUUUCCAGCUCGUGCCCGAUGAGUGAUUCUAGCUCGUCCUACUGUGGUUCCGCGUAUUCCCGUGAUCAAGACGACGAGUGGAGUCCGUCUAGUGGCAAGAAAAGUUCCAAAGUCUCCGGUGGUGGCGUAACUAAGAAACGCACUCGUGCAUAUGGUCGCGGACACGAAGAUAAAAAGUCGCGCAAGAAGGAGCAGAACAAGAACGCUGCCACACGAUACCGCCAGAAAAAGAAGGCCGAGAUCGAAGAGAUUCUUAUUGAAGAGGGCAAACUGAGAGACAAGAAUGAAGAGUUGAAGGAACAAUCUGCCGACAUCGCUCGCGAGAUACGCUAUCUCAAAAGUUUGAUGCGCGAAGUUUGCAAGGCGAAAGGUUUGAUCUAAUUGCUUUUUUCAGAAACGGAGUUUGAAGAUACUUAAGUACCUUUGAUUUUUUCUCUAAUAUCAUAUUAACUCGUUCCAUUGUCAAACAAUUAGAUCUGUAAGUGAACUAGUGGGUAAGUUUUGUUUUCUUCGAUUCUUCAUUCUAAACUACAAUGCGUGACAGUGUAUUUUGUUUGAGAAUCUUUUACUAGCUUGUAAUCAAGAAACUUAGUGGGUAAGCUGAUAACAUACUGGCCGAAUGUACGUUGUAAAAGUAGCAUUGCUGUAAUCUGUAGUCUUUAGUGAAGUGUGUAGCUCAAUCGAUUAUCGUUAUCCAAUAAAAAUCCACACAUUGAAUCGCUGAUGAAUGCCGUAUAAAUGCUGUCUUCUGUAGUUCACCAUUGCGAGAGAUCAGCUGUAAAAAGAAACACUCGCGUAUGACGUCCGCUAAGCGUGACCGAAGCUUUGAUGUGUUCGUUUUCGAUUGGUCUCUCGGGUGAAACUGUGUUGGUUAUAAGUGGAAGAAUAAAUUUCAAAUUCAAAUGCAUCCCUUUCUACUUGGGCUGCGGUAUUCAUGCACAUUUUAAUAGAAAAUUGAAAUCUUCUUAAUUCCAAGUGGCAUUUUCUUAACGAUGGAUACUGAACAUUUCUAUUUCCCUAGCACUGGCUCUGCUUGUUAGCCACUCACAGUGAAUCGGACACGAUUCGAUAGAGACAGUAGGACGGCCUAAUGAUUUUUUCUACGAUGUAGCUUAAUGGUUAAGAAAAUGGCAUCAUUAAGAUCAUACUGAUGCCAACAUAAUUGCAUUAUAAAGCAUAAAUGGAUAAAAAUAGCUAUGAAUUGUUUGAAAAGUACUCUAUACCAACGUCAAUCGCUGAGAUCAUUUCAACGUUUCUUAGCCUGGAUCUAUGAGUUUUAUUGUGCAAUAAAAAGGGUUAAGAAGAACAGAA
Messenger RNA from Topomyia yanbarensis, 3030 nucleotides. It is a transcript of the gene crc, whose product is annotated as activating transcription factor of chaperone. Lineage: Eukaryota; Metazoa; Arthropoda; Insecta; Diptera; Culicidae. Gene Ontology annotation, molecular function: DNA-binding transcription activator activity, RNA polymerase II-specific; RNA polymerase II transcription regulatory region sequence-specific DNA binding. The transcript has 2 exons. Gene Ontology annotation, cellular component: nucleus. Gene Ontology annotation, biological process: regulation of transcription by RNA polymerase II. The coding region runs from base 1099 to 2100 and encodes 333 amino acids. The record is from RefSeq and is a predicted model, not a curated record.